CCCAUGUCAGGAAACUAUUUUGUUCAAAAUAUAAAUAUGUGGUGUUUAGUAGCUACAAAUAAAGCAUUAUUUUAAGAAACAAUUGUUCAGAAUUAGGGUGAACACAAAUGGAUAACAAUUUAUCUCAGAAUAAUUCAAAUCAGGUUGCUGCUAAUGCAGCAGGUGAGGAAGAUGACAGUGAUUUUGGAGAUUUUGGUGGGUUUGAGGGAGCUGAGCCAGGCCCUCCGAGUGUGAAUCAACAGGAACAAGCCAGUGCACAAUGGGCUGUAUAUACUGCAGGUCAAGGGUCACUGAGGCCAGAUCUUCUCUGUGCCCAGAAUGCAUUUCCACCCUGCCUUGACCCAUCGGAUAUUGCAGGAGGUGCCACUGGAGGUGAUCAAGAACCGACCCCUUUUGAGGCAAACUUUGCUCUGGGUGAAAACUUGAGAGAAAAUGGUUUUCUGGAUCACCCUGGAGGGAUAGCUGAAAAUGCUUCAAAUGGAGCGUGUAACAUGCCUUUAAGACUAGCAUCGCCACGAAGUCCAGGCCUGAAUGCAGGUGGGCAGGUACCGGUGUCAUCAGCUCCACUGCCUGAUCUGGGGAUUGGAACCGUUGGCCUGGGUUCUAUAGCCGAACCUCACUGGCCUGGCUCGGAUGUUGUGCCUAAUGAAUCUCUCUCUGUCCAGUCUGGGCCGCCCGCCCUUGCGUCUGCUGCGGAAGAAGGCAGACGUCAGAUUGUCAAUGAUGCUGGUGUUGGUGAAUCUCAACCUGGGGAAGCUGAAGUGGAGCAAGAGGGUCAGCAUGUACUGGAGGCUGGUGCUGAGGAAAACCUGGCUGUAAAGAAGGAUUUAGAGAAUCUUGAGUCUGAAAAUGCACGGUUGAGAGAGGAACUGGCUCAAACACAGGGUGCAUUGGAGCCACAGAAAUCUCGCCUGGAAGAACUGCAGACAAAACACACGAGAGAUCUGGAUGAAAUCAGGAAAGCUGGCCAUGAUGCACUCACCGUGGUGGUAGAGGAAUACAAGGAAUUGUCCCGAACAGCCGUGUUAGAACAACAGCAAGCCUCUCUACUCCAUCUUCAGGAGCGGCUACAGAACCAGUAUGAUGUCUUCCAACAAACCCUUCAGUCUCAGGCUGAGGAACUGAAGAAAUUACACCAAGAUGCGAUGGCUCAGUCUGAAAAGAAUAUGCAGGAAGCGCUGGACAGAGCCAGAGUAGAGCAACAGGACAGAUUUGAUGCAUUUCUUGAAGAAGAAAAAGAAAAGCAAAAUACGGCUCUACAACUGGCUGUGGAGGCUGAAAGAGAAAGAAGUAAGGAAUUACUUGAGGCUGCCAUCUUGAAUGAACAGAGCAAAGCGACUAAAAUGUUGGAGGAAGAAAAGGAAAAAGCAUCAGAAAGUUUAAAAAGUAUGAAAGAAGACUGUGUGAAAGAAAUGGAACAGGCUGUUGAAGAGGAAAGAACAAAAUCAAAGGAGUUACUGGAGGAGUCCCUGAAGGAUGCGAAGGAGCAGACUAGGGAAGCUGUUAAGGAGACCCAAGAGGCAGCUCAGCGAGAGAUGAAGUCAUACGUCCAGGAACAGAGACAGGCUGAUUCGGUGCUGCGCCAGCGACAUCUCUCCACCCUGGACUUGUUUCUUGAUAGUGCUCGCAGACAAAUCAGUCUUCUCCUCGAAACUGAGGCAAGCGCAUCGGCGUCAGCAGACACUCCGUCCUCUGUGAACAAGUCGGACGAUGCUGAAUCACAUCACCAGUCAGACAGUGACAAACCAGCUUCCUGACACCAGCGAUAACUAAACAUGCCUACCAGUGGUUGUUAAUGUGAACAGACAGGGUUUAAUAUGGUUGUGGAUAUGCUAGUUGAAGAAUGUUCCUGCAAUUGGAAUGGACAUGAAACAACUUGGAUAUGGAUGUUAACGUGAAUAGACAUUCUUAGAGAAGGAUGUUAAUGUGAACAUUCUUCACUAGACACAGAUGUGAAAUUCAACAUUCUUUGCUAGAGAUGGAUGUUAAAGUGAACAUUGUUGGCAUUGAAUAUUAAAGUGAACACACAUUGUUAAAGAUGAUAUUAAAGGGAACAUUGUUGCUGUUAGAGAUGAAUGUGAACAGUGAACCGACAUUGUUAGAUAUGGAUGCUAAAGUGAACAUAUAUUGUUAAAGAUGGAUGUGAAUGGUAAACAGACAUUGUUAGAUAUAUUAAUAUAUGUGGAUAACUUCUGUGAACAGCUAUGCAUUUCCUAUGAACAGCUGUGUACAGACAUUUGAGCCGUGAAGGUUACUAGGUAUAUGUUCUGUUAACAAUGUACUGUGUCUGAAUGUACAUUGUUAAAUGGAUGUAAACCUAGCGACACACGUCUGCAAACUGAUCCAUUUAUCAGAUCUGUUUAAUGCAUGUGUUAAACAGAUCCGUGAAACCAUGACACAUAUAUCCGAAACCAGGUCCGUAAAACCAAGGAUCUCUCGAGACUCCCUCACAACUUAACACCAACAAGAUCAGGUGAAAACUGAUUUUAUUACUUUUCGAAACUACAGGAAUACAUAAAAGAUGUAAGUAUUCUAAGUAAUCUGGUCUGAUAUAAUCACAUGUUUGACUUCAGGUCAGAGAACCUCACACUGUGCAAAUUGUGAGUUCCAUCAGUUAAAUGAAAGCAAGUCCCAAGCCAUUGUUUAUCCCAGCACCGAGACUAGAAAACUAUAGUUUCCUAAUACAGGGUCUUCCCAAUGAUACCAGACCUUCGUUUUUGACGGGCGCGGGCGCUAUCACGCCCGUAAACCCCCGUCAACUCAAUCUGACGAGCGCGAAAUAACGCGCCCCUAAAUUGAAGAAAUCACACUUGUAUUUUGUUUUAACUCUACCAUUUUAAUUGAAUUCAAUCCACAACGCCACAAACCUUUCCAUUCUGUUCACAAUGAACUUCCUAGAAUACUUUUUAUAAAUUGAAACACGAUUGGUUGUUUAUCUUUAAUUGAGCCAAUCAUCUAGGAGUUCACUUAUUAUUAAGAUCUCGUCGGUUUUGUUUAAUUUCGUACAAUGCAGGUAAUGAUUAAGAAAUUUAUUUUACACUGUCAUUUUGGUCACAUACAGGAAAAAAAUAUUAGGUGUGUUGUCCAAUAAUUCUAUGUGUACAAUGUUUAUACAUGUUGAUAUCACAGUAAAUGCGUACACCAACAAAAAACUAAUUUAGUAAAGCAGGUUUUGUUUUCGUUAAUAGCAUAGCGAUGUACUCGCAGACAUUUCUACUUUCUGUUUCAUGAUUUUGAAAACACAAAACAUUAACUCUUAAGAUAUUUAAUUUAGAAAUCAUUACUCCUCAAACUUAAUCAUGUUCAUGGGUGCAAUUCCUCUCGGUC
Molecule: messenger RNA, 3327 nt
Organism: Gigantopelta aegis
Lineage: Eukaryota; Metazoa; Mollusca; Gastropoda; Neomphalida; Peltospiridae
Product: coiled-coil domain-containing protein 91-like
Exons: 13
Coding region: 108-1757 (549 amino acids)
Biological process (GO): Golgi to lysosome transport
Cellular component (GO): trans-Golgi network
Source: RefSeq, a predicted model, not a curated record